This is a messenger RNA of Aspergillus candidus, 604 nucleotides long. RefSeq lists its product as uncharacterized. The transcript has a single exon. NCBI's taxonomy places the organism in Eukaryota, Fungi, Ascomycota, Eurotiomycetes, Eurotiales, Aspergillaceae. The record is from RefSeq and is a predicted model, not a curated record. Bases 35 to 418 code for a protein of 127 amino acids.
GGCAACGCAGGCUCAGGUUCCGGCGCAGGCGCAGAUGGCGGCGCAAACUCGGGUUCCGGCGCAGGCGCAGAUGGCGGCGCAGGCUCCAAGUCUGGCUCGCAAUCUGGCUCGGAGUCUGGCGCAGGAUCUAGCUCGUCUGGCUCGGAGUCUGGUUCGCAAUCUGGCUCGGAGUCUGGCUCAGGAUCUAGCUCGUCUGGUUCGGAGUCUGGCUCGCAAUCUGGCUCGGAGUCUGGCUCGCAAUCUGGCUCGGAGUCUGGCUCAGGAUCUAGCUCGCAAUCCGGCUCAGGAUCUGCCUCGUCUGCCGGGGGAUCUGAUUCUGGCUCCAGCUCUAGCUCUAGCUCUAGCUCCAGCUCCAGCUCCGGCGCCGCUUAGCGUGAUGCCGCCGCCGUGGCCCGCUCGGCUCAUCGCAGCUUUGUGAAGGUUGAUAUUCCCAGCCCCGCACGUGAAAAUACCAUACACGUUCGGACUAGAUAUUCUAACACUCGAAAACCACAGGUCCCACACGAGCGUUAACAGUGAUGCGGUCAACACAGGCCCAGGCCACUAUCAGAUCAAUUGUGUUGUUUUCGGGGUGGAUUGGGGCGGGUUCUAGGGGAGAUUGCCC